Molecule: messenger RNA, 819 nt
Organism: Oldenlandia corymbosa var. corymbosa
Lineage: Eukaryota; Viridiplantae; Streptophyta; Magnoliopsida; Gentianales; Rubiaceae
Source: the annotation of a GenBank genome assembly
AUUCACUCAGUCCCAAAUUUAUUCUUCAGUUUGAAAUUUAUUGUUGUACAGUCUUCUUCGAAAAAUUAGUCAAAAGAACACAUAUAUAGUCAAACAAGAAAAUACAAGAUGCGACAUGAUGGACAAACAACACUGCAGAUAUUCGCGAAAUCAGAGAGCAAGACGUUCGUUUUACAAGUCCAGAAAUCCGAUACGAUCGCCGUCGUGAAACGGAAACUCCAAGAAAAAGAUGGCAUACCGCCGUGCCGGCAGAGACUGUGGUACGGCGGGAAAUUAAUGGACGAGGAGCUGACCGUCGGAGAUUACAAAAGCAUAGGAAACAACUCAACGUUGUUUUCUUGGCCGAGGCACUGCGUUUACUGUUUUAGGAGAGAAAACAAUCCGGAAGAAGAAGAAGAUCACAUGAAGAUAUUCGUGCAAACAAAAACCAACCAGACGCUGACUUUGCAAGUCAAGAAAUCCGACAAGGUAUCCGCCGUGAAGUCAAAGAUGAUGAUCGGAUCAGGUCGGAUGGCGGGGAACAUGAGCCUCGAAUUCGACGGGAGACAGCUGCACGAUGAGCUGACUUUAAGAGAUUACAACAUAUGUGGGGACUCUACCUUAAUCAUGGCUUCGAGAAAACCCGAGGUGCAUGAUAGAGAAGAUGGAAGAGUCAAACCCCAAAAUAUGUCUUUUUCUGGAGAUGAAGACCGAAAUAGCUAGAUCAGAGGGAGUAGUCAGAAAAAGUAUGUGUCGGAAAUUCUAUUUCCGUUUUUUAAUCUAUAGUACCAAAAACAUAUUUAUUAAUUUCGUUUUUCUGAUGAUUAGGUGUAAUUACAG